Molecule: messenger RNA, 3451 nt
Organism: Coregonus sp. 'balchen'
Lineage: Eukaryota; Metazoa; Chordata; Actinopteri; Salmoniformes; Salmonidae
Source: the annotation of a GenBank genome assembly
GGAAGCAUACACUCAACAUGACUGAAGUUCAAUACUGUCCAGACCACGUGACUGCAAAAUAGCCGUUUACAGUAUAGUUUACAGUAAGAGAUGUCACUUUUUGGUGGAGGAUUACCCUAAUUAUAUUCCUUCUUCAAAUCUCAACUCUGAGGAUUAUUGGCAGAGGGUUUUUACCUGUCAGUAUUCUGCAUCGUAUUAAAUUUUUAUAAUUUGCACUAAGGUCGGUCUGUCUGCGUGGUAACUUUUCCUUAUUGCUGACAAUAUGUUUUGGUUCAUGGAGGGAAUAUGCUUUUUACCAACUUUUUUGGUCAUCUGGUCAUCCAGCACGUUUAUUGUUUCCUACCUAAUUGCAUUGUUCGAGCAUCAUGUGGAUGUUAUUUUCCCCUAUAUAAGGUAAGAUUAUGAUUAUUUAUCAGCAGCCUGAGCAUUUAUUUUUCCACGAAUUUGCCGUUCUUCAUUAAACCGUGAUAAUAGCAUACACUUCUUAUUAUUUAAAUCAGUGUGGGUAAUGGAAAUAAUGUUUAUUUAUUUCCACUCAUCAAAACCGGCGAUAUUAACGGAAAUCGUAUCGCAUUCUUGCAACAAAAAUAAAUCAGUUUCGUUUUCCCCACCACAGUUGAACGCUGUACUUGGCUGGUACCCAGUUCCCAGCUGUGUAGUCUACAGUGUAGGGGCCUGUGAACUACUUAAUGCACGGUGUGUGUGUCCUCAUUUGACAUUUAAACAGCUUUGUUUAUUGAGCAGAUAGACAAUUAACACAUUAUGCAAACUAACAUUAAAUAGGCAUAGAUAAUGAAUAAUGGUUGAACUAAUUAGCGCUCUAUUCAAACGAUUAAAGCCCUCCAUUCAGUAAUAUUUUCCGUAGAUAUAACUGAAUUAUUUGUUUGUCGUCAACUGGUAUGGUUUGAUAACUAAUUCAAUUGAAAUGCAAUUGUCUAUUUGGUUAAUCUGGUCCUCUGUAGCUCUAUUGGUAGAGCAUGGCGCUUGUCACGCCAGGGUAGUGGGUUCGAUCCCGGGACCACCCCAUACGUAAAAAUGUAUGCGCAUAUGACUGUAAAUCACUUUGGAUAAAAGCGUCUGCUAAAUGGAAUAUUAUUAUUAUUAAUAGAUUAUGUCAAUGGUAUGAUAUUAUUUUGAUGAGCAUUUUUUAUUUCAUUUAAUAACAAAUUAAAUCACUUUCUGUUCUGUUAUAAUUUAAUGUGUAUAAUGAUUUUUUAUAUCAUGUAUUGUUUAAGUUAAAUACAGAUUAUUUAAGACUUCCAGACAUGGCUUUAAAACACACAUUAACCCUGAACUCUUCUUUCUUUAGUGACACUGGGGCUAAUCCCCCAGAGAGUUGUAUUUUUGGCUUGAUGACGGUUAUCACUGCAUUUGCAGGUGAGCACAGAAAGACACCAAAACCAUGAAAGGGCUUUUUGUCUUAGCGUAAAGGGAUGGUUCACCCAAAUUACCAAAUUACAUAUUGGUGUCCUUACCCUGUAAGCAGUCUAUGAACCAUAUAUGACAGCAAUCCAUGCUUUGAUUUAGUUUCCCACCACUGUUUCCACAUGCUAACGUCAUGGGACCGAUAUUAGCAUUUUUUCACACAUCAUGUUCAAAUCAUCUAUAAGUGACUUUGUUGAGCUUCACACUCAAUUGUAGAUACUUUUGGAUGAUUUGGACAUGAUGCGUGAAAAAUAUUAAUAUUGGUCCCAUGACUUAAAUGGGAUUUGUGCCACAAAUGCUAAAACGUUAGCAUGUGGAAACGGUGCUAGGGAAACUAAACCAAAGCAUGAUUUGCUGGCAUACCUUGUCCAUAGACUGCUUACAGGGUAAGGAAACCAAUGUGUUAUUUUGUAAUUUGGGUGAACUAUCCUUUUAAGCAACUCCAUGGGUUUUUCCAGGUCAGAGACUGUGCCAAACGCUUUAUUUACACUUCCCAAUUUUGACAAAAUGAAAGCAGAAAUGCAUGGUUAGACAGGGCUGAGAUCAAUGGUAUGACAUUGCGUUUUACUGAAUAUUAUGUUUCACUUCACUAUGUUUGUCUUUCUUUGUUCCCUCUGUUUUAAGGUGCAAAUAAAUAAAUAUUGCAGCAGGUGAGCGUGUACUGUCUACAUGUGAAAAAUGUUAAUAAAAACGUUCACUCCAUAUGCCAUGCCAAUUCCUCUACAGGUAUGGCCACCAUAUAUGCCAGAUACAAGUUUGUGGAAAAGCUCAAUGAGAAGGCAGGUGGUGUGCCCCCAGCACUGAACCAGGCUGCUUUCUGGAUUGGAAUGCUUUCUUGUUUGGGGAUGUGUUUUGUUGCUACUUUCCAGGUAGGUUCCCACUGGGCACAGACGUCAGUUCAACAACUAGUUUUGAUUUACAUUUGGUUGAGUUGUCAACUAACAACGUGAAUUCAACGUGAAAUCAAUAAAACAUUUCACAAUCCCACUGGGCACAGAUGUCAAUUCAAUGCCUACUCAACGUUGAUUCAACCAGUGUGUGCCCAGUAGGAUUUCAUUGGAUUUAAGAUAAAAGUUGGGUGAAAAAAUGAAAUUCCCUUACAUUGAUUACUUUUUAAAAAUCCAAUCAGUUUUCCACGUUUAUUCAAUGUAAUCACAUUGAAUUUCUUUGUUAAAAUGAAAUGGAAACAACAUUGAUUCAACCCGUUUUGCCCAGUGGGUUGUCACCCCUUUAGUGAGAAGAUGGAGGGGUUUUGUACCUUUAAGUGACAGUGUGAUAUUCCAUACAUGAUCUCUCUGGUGUGUUCUUUUUGCCCAGGAGACAACGGUUACGUCAGUUCAUGAUGCAGGUGCAUUACUCUUCUUCUUUUCUGGUGUGUUGUACACCAUCCUCCAGUCCAUCAUAUCCUAUAAGGCCUACCCCUAUGGAUGUUCCUUGGCCUUGUUUGGUAUGCGCACUGGAAUUGCAACCAUCGCCUUCCUGGCAGUUUCCCCCAGUAUCCUUGAAAACCCAUGGUGUCUAAAUGAUUUUAAUCAUGAAUGAUCAUUGUUUUAUCAAAGAAAAUAUAUCCUUCAUUUUCCAUCCAGCUGUUAUCUGUGCUGUCUUUGUGACACAAACCACACUGCAUAGAAAAACAGAAGACGAGGUACAGUAUGAGCACAUCUUUACCAAGAACACAACUCACAUAAACAACAAAGAUGGAUGACAUUCUGAAUCCAUAUAGGCUUUAUAGGCUAGAGAAGCUAUACGUGCCAAUAUCAGUCUCUCUCCACGACUCUCCGUCAUUACAGGACUAUGUGUUCCAUCUGGUGAGUGCUGUGAGUGAGUGGAUCGUGGCCUUCAGCUUCAUCUUCUUCUUCUUAACCUAUAUCCACGACUUUAAAGUGAGUUUUCAGUCACCGCUCUGUCAUUGUGGUGGGAAUGAUUCAAUUUUUCUUCUCAUUUAUUUGAGUGUUUUUAUUUAUCUUUGUCUUGUUUCUUACAGAAGUUUACUCUGAAGCUGAGAACAGAAUUUGUGGACUAUUCC